UGGAUGUGCCGCGGUGGCUGCUGGGAUAGCUCGGCCGCUGGUGUGGACAUGUCCGCCAUGUUUUCCCCGGUGCAGGGAGCCGCGCAGCCCGGAGGAUCGGCCCGUUAACCCCGCUGUGUGAUGAGCCCUCGCGCCCCCCGGAGCCGCGGACCCCGCUGAGCGAGCUGCGGCGGGUUGUUCCGGGAGCACCGUUCCCUCGGAUCGUCGCGGAUUUGGCGCAAACAAUGAGUAAACUCUCGUUCCGGGCGCGAGCGCUAGACGCCGCCAAACCGCUCCCGGUGUACCGGGACCGGGAGCUGCCGGACCGGACCGACUGCGUGUCUAUUAACCGGACCGUCCCGCAGAUGCCCACCGGGAUGGAGAAGGAGGAGGAGCUGGAGCACCACCUGCAGAGGGUGAUGUCGGCCCAGCAGGUGUUCAGGGAGAAGAAGGAGAACAUGGUGAUCCCCGUCCCUGAAGCCGAGAGCAACACCACAUACUACGACCGUCUGUACCGAGGAGAGGUCAGCGUCCCCAAACAGCUGAUCCACAUUCAGCCUCUGGGUGUAGACGCGGAGCAGCCGGACUAUGACAUGGACUCGGAGGACGAGAUGCUGCUGAACCGGCUGAAGAGGAAGACGGAGAUCAGACCGCUGCAGUUUGAGACCAUGGUGGACCGCCUGGAGAAGGCCAGCACGCACCAGGUGGUGUCUGUGGCGGAGGCGAAGCUGCUGCUGAAUGAGGAUGACUACCUGCUGAAGGCAGCGUAUGACUACUGGGUGAGGAAGAGGAAGAACUGGCGAGGGCCGUCCCUGAUUCCUCACAUCAAGCCGGAGAGAAGAGACGGGUCCACCAACAGCGACGCCUACGUGGCCUUCAGGCGCAGGACGGAGAAGAUGCAGACCAGGAAGAACCGUAAGAAUGACGAGGCUUCCUACGAGAAGAUGCUGCGCCUGCGGAGAGAGUUCAGCCGGACCGUCAGCAUCCUGGAGAUGAUCAAGAGGAGAGAGAAGUCCAAGAGAGAGCUGCUGCACCUCACGCUGGAGGUGGUGGAGAGGAGGUAUGAGAUGGAAGAUUUCAGCGGAGAGACUCUGAGAGAGGUUUCUCUCCCUCUGCUGGAGAAAUCAGCGUACUGCACCCCGGCUGCUCUGAACAACGGCAACCAUCACAACAGUGACGUCAACAUCAAGAAGAAGCCGCUGUGCAUCCGAGACAAGCUUCCCUUCGAUCCAAUCAGACCAAAGAAGAAGAACAUGAGGCAGGACAGGAAGUGUCCUCCCCAGAGACGUCCCGGCCGCCCCCCCACUGUCUUCACCGUCAACAUGGCAGACAUCAAACAGUACGACUUCCACAGCUCUGGAGAGGACGACACGCCCCCGCUGUCUCCUCCCUCUUCCCCUGAUGAAGAAAAUCAUCCUGACGGAGUUUAUGUCUUCAGGAGAAAAGAUGGAUGUCAAUAUUUCUCUCCUUGUACGGAGCAGAUGGGUGGAGUUGAUGACCUCGUCCCUCAGUGUCUCCGUCACUCUCUGGCUGAACUCACGCUGCCUCCUCAUUGGACGGGACUGAGCCGCCGCCGGAUAGGACGAGGGGGCAGGAUAGUUCUGGACCGAGCCUCCUCAGCUCUGGACCCAGUCCUGCAGCAGCUGGACUCUCUAACAGACCCAGUCUGCAGGACCAGGACCAGGACCAGAACCCUCCUCAGGGACUCUGUGAGUCCAGGAAGCAGCUUCUCCUCCCUGACUGAAGUUGUGAACAGCAUCCAGACCCUGCGGAGGUUCUGCUUCAGACCCAGACGGGUCCAGGUCCAGAGGGAAGGACACAGCCGGACCACCAGGUCCCUGCCCUGCCAUCUGUCUCCUAGCAACGCCUCAGCAGGGGGCAUCACAGAGGAGCAGUACCACAGUCAUCAGCAGCAGCUCUUCCAGAUGCAGAAACAGCAGCUGGAACAUCUGCAGAACAUCACAGCACCUAACCCUCACACAGCACAGUCCAGCAGUGAGCCUCUGGACUCUGCCAGUGCUCAGUUUGCAGCCUCGGCUGUGAUCAGCGGUCGUCUCAACGGAGAGAACAAACCAUACGGAGCCAAUGGAGUUCUCCAUCCUCCAGGUCCCUCCAGACCUCCGUACUCUUCCUCCUCUUUGUCUGUCAGCAGAAGCCCCGCCCACCGCCACCGAGUCGCCACCCCCCCAACGUCUGCCUUAAAGCUCGCCAGAGAUCCUCACGAGUCGGAGAGACUUCUGAACGGACGGACAGAGAACACGCUACCCAUGGAGGUCACAUGACCCCGUCUCUGACCGGUGAAUGUGGCGCGCCGUGAUCUGGCCUCAGAAUCAGAACAUUUUACUGAGCAAAAACAUUAUUAUUAUCAUUAUCAUUGUUGUUGGUGUUUGUACAGUUUGUAAAUGUCUUUGAUGUAAAAUAUUUGAGUUUGUUUCUGAAGCAGAUUAUCAUCAUGUGAUAGUAAACACAUCUGUUACCGGGCAGAAACC
Messenger RNA from Sander lucioperca (pikeperch), 2468 nucleotides. It is a transcript of the gene epc2, whose product is annotated as enhancer of polycomb homolog 2 (Drosophila). Gene Ontology annotation, biological process: regulation of transcription by RNA polymerase II. Bases 225 to 2261 code for a protein of 678 amino acids. The record is from RefSeq and is a predicted model, not a curated record. Gene Ontology annotation, cellular component: piccolo histone acetyltransferase complex. NCBI's taxonomy places the organism in Eukaryota, Metazoa, Chordata, Actinopteri, Perciformes, Percidae. The transcript has 14 exons.